Messenger RNA from Ilyonectria robusta, 951 nucleotides. RefSeq names its product adenylate kinase-domain-containing protein. Gene Ontology annotation, molecular function: ATP binding; UMP kinase activity. The transcript has a single exon. Gene Ontology annotation, biological process: CDP biosynthetic process; UDP biosynthetic process; 'de novo' pyrimidine nucleobase biosynthetic process. Lineage: Eukaryota; Fungi; Ascomycota; Sordariomycetes; Hypocreales; Nectriaceae. The coding region runs from base 223 to 891 and encodes 222 amino acids. Gene Ontology annotation, cellular component: cytoplasm; nucleus. The record is from RefSeq and is a predicted model, not a curated record.
CUGCCCGCUUUUCCCCUCCCUCCCCUACCUGGCUGGCCUCGAUUUGGCUUGUUCUCCCCAGGAAUCAGUCGAUGGAGAGAUCCAAGCGUCUCGGCAUCCCCUCCCUUUUUCCCAGGGCCUGCCACGACACUUAUUCACCGCAUCCCGCCUCCUUAAAACCCCCUGAUUUCACAUGUCCGCAAAAGCUUCAACGUAACUGACAAAACCACCCUCAACGCAGAGAUGCCUCAAAAACUCGAUGCCCCAGCUGUCGCUGGCCAGCUUCCCCAGCCCGCCAAGCCCACGCCCACUUUCAGCCCCGCCGAUGUCACCGUUGUCUUCGUUCUCGGCGGCCCCGGUGCCGGCAAGGGCACCCAGUGCUCGAAGCUGGUUGAGCAGUACGGUUUCAUCCACCUUUCUGCCGGUGACCUUUUACGCGCCGAGCAGGAGCGCCCUGGCUCCCAGUUCGGCGACCUCAUCAAGGACUACAUCAAGAACGGCCUCAUUGUACCCAUGGAGGUGACGAUCCAGCUGCUUGAGAACGCCAUGACCGAGGCGCUCCAGAAGGCGGGCUCCACCAAGGGCCGCUUCCUCGUCGACGGCUUCCCCCGCAAGAUGGACCAGGCCGUCAAGUUCGAGGAGACUGUCUGCCCCGCCAAGAUGGUUCUCUUCUUUGACUGCCCCGAGGAGGUGAUGGAGAAGCGACUCCUCAAGCGUGGCGAGACAUCUGGCCGCUCCGAUGAUAACGCCGAGAGCAUCCGUAAGCGCUUCCGCACCUUUGUCGAGACCAGCAUGCCCGUCGUCAACUACUUUGAGAAGGAGGGCAAGGUGGUCAAGCUCGAUGCCACCCCGACCCCUGACCAGGUCUAUGUCAAGACCCAACUGGCUAUGAAGGAGAGGCUCUCUAUUUAAAGGAGACAGAGGCGUGCUUGCUCUCGUACUCGCUCCUACACUCUAGGCACAAGCCACGCA